AUAUAUCUGUUUUUCUUAAAAUGAGUGGCUGUAAAUAAGAACGAUUUAAGAUUGAAAAAGGACAUAAGGUCGGAUGUGCAGUUGGCUUUCGGAGAUAAAAAUAAAUUCAUUUACAUACUACUGCUUUACGUUAGUGUUUAACCAGUGUGAUUCAAUAUAAGGACAAUAAAGCAUAAAAAAGGAAAAGAAAAUGAAUAAGUCAUCGCUUGUGGCACCACUUCCACCGUUAAAUUAUCGGCCUAGUCAGAAUACCGAAUCUGCUAAGCCUGGAGCACAAAGAGAAAACACAGGGUUGUCCCUUCAACAUAACCGCCCUAAUGAGCACAUCACAAACGUUGUAAAUACAUCAACCCAUAAUUCAAAUAAAGAUGCAGAAGAAGAGAACAAGAUAUGCUACUUUUUGUCCUGCAAGUGCAUCACAGAGCCUUGGAACAGGGUGAUGAAACAAGAUGUACCACCACGAACUUUGAGGAGAAAAGAUGUACUUAAGAUAGUGUUGUUAAGGUCGCUGAUGGUCGUUCACAACGUCCUGUGUAUCUGGAGAAUCACUGUGGCGACUCAGGAGCCGUUGUUUUGGUGUAUGUGUCUCACUAUCCCGUUACAGAUAGCUGAAAUGGUAUACGCACUGAUGCGAGAUCGAAGAAUAAGGAAAAGGUGGCGACCCUGUUUCAUAGUCUACCUUGUAUGCGUUGUCCCAUCAAUUUGGAUUCUGCAGUAUGACCAACAUUACAAAGCUCUAAAUGCGGGAAAUUGCACGUGUAAUGAAACAGGAGAAGAGUAUUCGAAAGUUUGGGAUGCUUUCCGAGCGCUAGAAGACUUAGAAGACAAAACAUGGAUAGUCAUUCUUCUAGAAAUGCUUCUUUACAUCCUUCUUAUAGGUCGUCUGCUGCAUGAUACCAUUACACAACAUGUAUUGACACAGCAAAAGAUAGGCUUCAUUGGAAGCGCUUCAGAUAUAAUGGACCUGUUUUCAAUGUUUGAAGAGAGAAAAAUAAUAACAAACGAAGAUAUAGUGAAGAUCAUUUUAUUAACUUGGUCACUCACCUUUAUCCAGUUUAUUCCUAUUUGGGGGAGCCAUCUUCAAGGAAAGAGACAGAAGGAACACAAGCGAUUAAUAGGCGAUGAUCAAGAUGGAAAGAACUACUUCAGGCGACAAUGUUGCUCCAGAUUAUCUCGCGUAUUGGAUGAUUCGAUUCUAGGAAAAACGGAGGAAUUCGAAUCGAUGGCAGCUUUCAUAUUCCAGGACACCUAUUUUCUGAUAGUAAGAGUUUAUGUAAUGGCUUAUCUGAAAGUUUUUACAAGGACUGUGGUGUUUUUCACCAUCAAGAAUGUUGUCAUGAUUAUACUUUUCCUCACAAGACUUCCUAAAAGGCAAAAAUUUAUUUACCUCUUUUUAUCAUUGGGCAUUCCCUUUUUGCUGUUUAUUAUAUACUCUGCAGAAUAAAGAGGCUGACGCCCUCGCCACUCUUCUAGUACGCGGUAUGCAGUUGCUUUAUAAGGUGUUAUCUUAACUCAAAGGGGUGCUACGCGUUCGGCAGGAAAUAUGUAAAAAGAUAAGGUUCGAGCCUCAAUAUUUCAUUAAAAUUCAGAAAAUAUUUAAGGACUUGGAUAUCAAAAUCAUUAAACAUGUUAUUAUACUGUAACGUGUCC
Molecule: messenger RNA, 1650 nt
Organism: Mya arenaria
Lineage: Eukaryota; Metazoa; Mollusca; Bivalvia; Myida; Myidae
Product: transmembrane protein 26-like
Exons: 3
Coding region: 191-1444 (417 amino acids)
Source: RefSeq, a predicted model, not a curated record